This is a messenger RNA of Ostertagia ostertagi, 279 nucleotides long. Lineage: Eukaryota; Metazoa; Nematoda; Chromadorea; Rhabditida; Trichostrongylidae. The record is from the annotation of a GenBank genome assembly.
AUGGUGAUAGAUAUAGGAGAGGACACGUCACCGUACCAAGAAGACGUUACUGAUGAGGGAAAUACAUAUCCGGGACUUGUACAGCUCCCUUUGACCGACUUAAAGUGUUUAUGCAGGUACAUGCUACUCGAACGAACAACUUUGGGUGUGCUAUCGUCGUUGCGACUGUUGCAUGCAGAGGGAGGUGUGAAAUCGUUCUGGAGAGGAAACGGCAUCAACGUUAUAAAAAUUGCUCCAGAAUCUGCCAUCAAAUUUAUGGCAUAUGAGCAGGUAUCCUAU